GACCGCGAUGCUCUUGUGCAGAUUGAGAAGAUGCGAAACUCACCCGAGGUGCAGCAUGCCCAGCGGAUGCAGGAGGAGGAGGAGAAAAAGAAAAAGGAUAGUGAGAAGUGGAAGAAACAGACCGAAUACUUGGAACGCAUUCAACAGGGGUCGAAAAGGCAAAAGGGGAAUAACAGCGGCGGACGCAAUGUGUGGCUGGAAAGAGGCAGUGCCGCUCUUAUUAACCAGGCACACGGGAAACAGUCAGAGACACAAGAAAAAGAACAACCGCAGCAACAGCAGGGGUCCCAAGAGACUUUAUGGGGAAAAAAUAAUAAACAUGCCAGUCAAAACAGCGGCAAUGGGCGUUCUUUGUCUGCCGAUGCCACCAGUACUCGUCCUACUGCUUGGGGUGCAGCGCAGGAACGGCAGCAGCCUCGCCUAUCAUUGCUUCCCAUAGGAGCUGCGGGGUAUUACCCGAACCCAGAGGAUUUUCCGGCGUUGCCCACGAGGAACCCCUCUCGAGCACUGGGACUGCCACAAGCGAAACGAACCUCGCGACCGAAUGCGUGGUACCGCAAAUGA
Trypanosoma cruzi is the source of this 564-nucleotide messenger RNA. RefSeq lists its product as uncharacterized. The transcript has a single exon. Lineage: Eukaryota; Euglenozoa; Kinetoplastea; Trypanosomatida; Trypanosomatidae. The record is from RefSeq and is a predicted model, not a curated record. The annotation marks the transcript as partial.